CCUCUCUUCGCAUCCAACGCACCCCCCACACUCACCUCUUCGCACCGACCGCUUCUCUCACCCCAUCACCCACAUCGGCCUUUCGUCACUUCGCACGUCUCUUCACGCUCUCUCUCACCCUUCCACGCUCUCUCGCCCGACGCUUUCUCUCUCGCCCACUCUCGCUCACGUCUCUCCCUCGCCCGCCUCUCUCACUCGCCCCUCACCCCAUCGCUCGUCCUCAAGCCAUGUUCGUCUCUCCCUCCUUCCUCCUCGGCCUUCUCUUCGCCGGCGCAGCCGUCGCCGCGCCCGCCAACGACGGCGCCGAGCUCGUGCCGCGUGCUCCCGGCGCCCUCUCCUGCCGCGCCAUCGCUUCCGGUCCCUGGACGCUGGAGCGCGAGCGCCAGCAGCGCCAAGGCCUGUGGGUCAGCCCGCAGAAGACGCAGUCGUUCCGCCUCAUCGGCGCCACCAACGGCGUGCGCGAGGGCCAGGACCUCACGUUCUAUGCGUGCGACUCGCAGUGGAUGGGCUUCAAGGAGGAGCAGAAGGAUGGAGAGCAGGUGCUCUAUGGCCAGCUGAGGACGCAGAAGGGCACCUGCGUGCACGCCAUUCCUGCGACGAAGAAGGCCAACGCGCUGCAGUUCGUCUCCAAGGCCUGCGCGGGGCGCGACGAUGCCUCGUCCGAGGGCAGCUGGUGGCGCAUGACGAAGAGCGAGUACAACGGCCUGUCGUACAAGAACAAGAACUACCGCCUGGCAUACGUGACCAAGGCGCAGCCGCAGCUCUCCUACGACCUCCUGCGCUCCGGGCUGCUCUACGCCACAAGCAAGACGCAGUUCAGCAGCGGCACCAUUCUGUACCGCGCCUUUGACGCCUAAGCCCUGUUGCGCUGCUUGCUCCUGGCCACGCGCUAGCCAAGCACACGUACGGAGGGUCCAUGCGCGGCAGGUCCGCGACUCUCCCAUCUGCGUC
Messenger RNA from Tilletiopsis washingtonensis, 951 nucleotides. RefSeq lists its product as hypothetical. The transcript is spliced from 3 exons. Lineage: Eukaryota; Fungi; Basidiomycota; Exobasidiomycetes; Entylomatales. The coding region runs from base 228 to 857 and encodes 209 amino acids. The record is from RefSeq and is a predicted model, not a curated record.